This is a messenger RNA of Lathyrus oleraceus (garden pea), 2025 nucleotides long. Its product is annotated as protein MAIN-LIKE 2-like. Lineage: Eukaryota; Viridiplantae; Streptophyta; Magnoliopsida; Fabales; Fabaceae. The record is from RefSeq and is a predicted model, not a curated record. The transcript has 3 exons. Gene Ontology annotation, biological process: meristem development; meristem maintenance. The coding region runs from base 300 to 1820 and encodes 506 amino acids.
CAUCUACAUUUCUCACUACUUCAUCUACAUUACUUCUUUUACAAUUUCAUCUUCAACAAAAUCUUCCAUUUUCAUCUACACCAACUCCCCAACAAUAUGUCUUUACUCACAAUGGGCGAAGCACACAGAGGAACAGUUGCAAACAUCGCGACAUACGUAAGUUUUUUCGUGUACUUCUUUUUUAUGUUUCAUCUCCACCAACCCCAUUUUAUUUUGAAAUACCGACUUAGUCAAGUGUUACAUUAUUUCUAUUAUAGGAUGUCUCAAGGUUUCGCACUCGAGUCCACGAAUUUGUCCCAAUGGACCCGAUGAUUCAACCUUAUGUUGAACUCGCCGGUUUUGGUCACCUUAGCAAAAUUAUGUCUUGGUCUAUAGAUAACAAAUUCAUUCUAGCCUUAUGCGAAAGAUGGAGGCCAGAGACACACACAUUUUGGUUUCCAACCGGUGAGUGUACCGUGACGUUAGAAGACGUCUACAUGCUUUUAGGACUACGAAUUGAAGGCAAAGCUGUUAAUGGUAAGACCAACUUUCCAAAUUCAAUUUGCAUGGAGCUUUUAAACGUUGAUUUGUUAGAUGAUAAUGCUAGGGGACAAGGUAUACUACUAUCACGCCUAAAGUCAUAUUAUAAUAGUUUUUAUUUAGAUGAGCAUUCUACCGAAGAUGCUCGAAUCAUCAAAACUAGGUGUUACAUUAUGUUGUUACUAGGAUCCUUUUUAUUUCCCGAAGGUAGUGGUUCUAGCAUGCAUAUUAUGUACUUACCUUUACUUAGACAUAUAGAUAGAAUAGGUAGUUAUAGUUGGGGAUCCGCAUGUCUAGCCUAUCUCUAUAGUUCUUUGUGCAAAAACUGCCACAAAGAUACUUCUACAUUUUCUGGAUGUGCUGUUUUGCUACAAGCAUGGGGAUGGUCAAGACUACCGUCUCUAGCACCGGUCAAUAGCAACCCCUUCACUUUUCCAUAUGCAAAAAAAUGGUCGGCACGCGGUAUGAAUUACAGUAGAUGUCCGAGACACUGUAUUACUCAAUAUCGCAACCUUUUGGAUCACCUUCGACCGGCAGACUUCAUUUGGCGUCCAUACCUUAAUAUGGAUCAUGAGCAUCAGAUCAACCCUGAAGACGCAGCCGUAUGGACAACAUGCACACCAAUAAUACGGUUCACAACAGUGGAGCUGCACAACACCGAUCGUGUGAAGCUGCAGUUUGGUAUGGUCCAGAAUAUCCCAGAUCCCCCAGCUAGCCUAGGAGAAUGGCAUAUGCGUAAAGUGAACGACCAAUGGAACUACAACCCUUGGCAACAAUUCGCAAGAUCAGAGUGUCGCAAGUGGAAGCACCGUCAUGACCAUGUCUUAACUGACGCAGUCAUGCCAAAUGAGGUAAAACCAAGUCGUACUUAUAUGGCUUGGUAUAGAUCAGUUGGAUUUCAAUUCAUCGCCGAUGAUAUGUACCUCUACGACCCACGCCAGACAAGUUACACACAAGAAGGCUCAACAUCUAACCCCCAACAACAUUCUCAGCCCGAUUACUCACAACCACCUAUCCGACAAACUUUCCGUUCCACAAACACACAAACAUACAACCAAAACAUGCCAUUCACCCAACCCCAAACCAAGAACAUCCCCCAUACCACCACCAACAAAUGGACCAUCAACCUUCGACCGAACAUCGCUUCGCACCCACACCAUCACCCUACCAAAGUCGCCUUACCCAAAACACUAACCGCCCCAUCACCUACCGUAGCCAAGAACCCCAAACAUCACAAUACCAAAACAUCCCACAACCAUAUCUCUUCCAAACACCCCAACAACCUUUCCAACCUUUCCUAGACCCAUCAUUGUCACCCAUGUCCCCCUUCAACCGUCCUGGUCGCCCAUCCAUGAGUCAACCACACCCCAACUUCUCUGGCAUGGGUCAUGAGCUCAGCUACGCCGGUACACCAUCAUUGAAUACUGAAGACUAUGCUGAGUUGGCUGAAUACCUCAACGGAUCUUCUCCUGUAGGCGGUAAUGACGCUCCUGGACCAUCAGAUGA